UAUAAACUAGAAACGAAAAACAGAAAAUGUAACCAAAAUUAAUGUAAAGUGCGAUUUUAAAUUGUUGUAAACAAUAAAUGACACCCUGCUGAUCUGUUGCAGUGACAUCAUCAGUCACAUGAUCACUGAGGGAUACGAUGUUUUACAUUGCCGUCAUUUACGUUGAAUAUUAGACUAAUAAGGGUAUUAAGCCUAGACUAAGCAAUGUCGUUUCCUAACAAAGAGCAACGUCAGCGAUGUUGGAAUUCCAGGGAUAGGUACUGGGAAUGUUUGGAUAAGAAUAACGAUGAUGCAAGUAAAUGUAAAGUUUACAGAAACAUGUAUGAAACAGAAUGCCCAAGCCAGUGGGUAAAGCAUUUUGACAGGAAAAGACAAUAUCUCCAGCUCAAGGACAGGAUCCAGAAUGAAGGAGCAGCCUUCGUCAAAAUCAGAACGGAAUUGUCUACUCAGUCAAGUAGUGCUUGAUGAAAAGAGAGCUCAGGAUAGCUGAGUGAGUAAAGAGAGAGAUUAAUUCUUCUAGAAAAUAACAUCUAACGUAAAGCUGUCAAGAACCGAGACCAGAGAUGGACCAAAUCAACACCGAAAAUCACUUUAGCACUGACUGUGCUACUUCUUUUGUCACAGUCGUCAAGAA
Molecule: messenger RNA, 634 nt
Organism: Limulus polyphemus (Atlantic horseshoe crab)
Lineage: Eukaryota; Metazoa; Arthropoda; Merostomata; Xiphosura; Limulidae
Product: cytochrome c oxidase assembly factor 6 homolog
Exons: 4
Coding region: 205-465 (86 amino acids)
Biological process (GO): respiratory chain complex IV assembly
Cellular component (GO): mitochondrion; respiratory chain complex IV
Source: RefSeq, a predicted model, not a curated record